Messenger RNA from Botrytis byssoidea, 822 nucleotides. RefSeq lists its product as uncharacterized. Lineage: Eukaryota; Fungi; Ascomycota; Leotiomycetes; Helotiales; Sclerotiniaceae. The coding region runs from base 1 to 822 and encodes 273 amino acids. Gene Ontology annotation, cellular component: nucleus. Gene Ontology annotation, molecular function: histone H2A acetyltransferase activity; protein N-terminal-serine acetyltransferase activity; histone H4 acetyltransferase activity. The record is from RefSeq and is a predicted model, not a curated record. The transcript is spliced from 3 exons.
AUGUCGACUUCGAAUUCCAUCACAAUCGCGUGCGCGAAAUCUCUCGAGGACUUUGAACGUGAUUACAUGCCUCCUCGAUCUUCAUAUGCUCUCUAUGAUACGUCGCCUAAAUCUGAAGAUGAAGCGGUGAAAUCUUAUAAACUAGGUUUGUAUAAACCUAGUACGCUACGCCGGGAAGAUUUAACGGCUUGUUUGGAGUUGGUUGAGAAGACGUCGGGGAAGCAUUAUAGGGAGAGUAAAGGGGGGUGGAAUGGGAGAAGGAAGAGGAAGGAAAUGGAGCUGUGGGAUUUGAGGUAUUUGGUUGUGAGGGAGGUGGAUCUUGGGGUUUGCGAGGGAGAGGGAGAGUGGGAGGAUGAGGAGGAUGAGGAGGAUGAGGAGGAUGAGGAUGAGGAGAUGAUUGUGGAAGAAUCUGGAGAGAAAGGAAAAGGCGAAGGAGAGAUCAAGGGAUUUAUGAGUUUUAUGCCUACGUUUGAGGAUGGCAUCAAAGUGCUUUAUCUUUAUGAAAUACAUCUCAUGGAUGAAUUACGUGGCACAGGCCUAGGCACCCACCUAAUGUCCAUCUUUACCAACAUUGCGCGCGCCAUUCCUGGUGUCGAAAAAACAAUGCUAACAUGUUACACGGCUAAUGAAGCGGCGUUGAAGUUUUACAGGAAGCUUGGUUAUGAGAAGGAUGAGUAUAGUCCGGAGCCGAAGAGGCUGAAGGGGGGGAAGGUGUUGGAGAGUGAUUAUGUUAUUUUGAGUAAGAGGGUUGAGAGGAUGGGGGAUGGUGUAGAAGAUAAAGAGGUGGAGGCCGGAAAGGGUAAGAGGAAGAGGGGGGUUUGA